This is a messenger RNA of Helianthus annuus (common sunflower), 1074 nucleotides long. RefSeq lists its product as uncharacterized. Lineage: Eukaryota; Viridiplantae; Streptophyta; Magnoliopsida; Asterales; Asteraceae. The transcript has a single exon. Bases 1 to 1074 code for a protein of 357 amino acids. The record is from RefSeq and is a predicted model, not a curated record.
AUGGCUGGCGACGACGUCAAAACACCCGACGGCAAAACACAGGAUGACAAAACCUCCUCCUCCGGCGACUCGGCUACGGCCAAACCCCUUCAUCCUGUGUACACCGUCACCAAUAUACAACACAAAGUUCGAGUCCUCGACGGAACCAAAGUUACUUACACAUCGUGGGUGAAACUCUUCAUGCUUCAUGCAAAAGGCUAUGAAGUGUUGCAUCAUAUCGAUGGUACAGACCCGCCUGCAUCGACAGACCCGGAAUACGCCGCUUGGGCCAAGAUUGACUCCAUCGUAUUACAAUGGAUCUACGGAACAUUGUCCGAUGACCUACUAGUUCGUAUCCUUGAAUCCGAGUCCACCGCUAGAGCCGCUUGGGUUCGUCUUCAAGGUGUGUUUCUCAACAACAAAGGGUCAAGAGCAGCAACAUUGGAACAUGCUUUCACAAACCAUAAGUUAUCAGCUUGUUCCUCUGUGGCUGAAUAUUGUUCCAAACUCAAAGAAAUUGGUGAACAAUUGAAGGACGUUGAUCAACCGGUACCGGACUCUCGUCUUGUGCUUCAGUUGGCCAGCGGACUACCCCCUGAAUACGGGGUAACAGCAUCCCUUAUUUACCAACAGUCUCCGACAUGGGAUGUGGCUCGGGAUAUGAUUGAACGGGAAGCUCAAAGGUUAGCAACUUUGGACGGCUCACAGGCUCUUCUCGCCACCAACAACACCUCUCCACCGCCGCCUACUAACCCGAAACAUCAACCUCAGCAGCAGCCGACACGCAAUCAAGAUCAGCCCCCACAGAACCGCCGUGGCAGGGGCCGCGGCCGAUGGAGAGGGAAUCGUGGGGGCGGCUAUGGUAACGGCGGGGGCGGGUACGGACGAUCAAACAACAACCAGAAUCAAAACUAUGGUGCUUGGAACCCAUGGAAUUUACCCCCUGCCCAUAUCCCACGCAGCCUUUUGUUUGGCCCAACCCGCCACAUCCCUGGUCUUCUCGCGGCCCAAACCAAACUGGCCCAACUGCCCAGCAGGCCCAAUCGGCCAACAUGGUUUAUAAUCAGCCUAACGGGUCCAAUUACAACGCGCUGA